Molecule: messenger RNA, 3509 nt
Organism: Morone saxatilis (striped sea-bass)
Lineage: Eukaryota; Metazoa; Chordata; Actinopteri; Moronidae
Product: metal transporter CNNM4-like
Exons: 6
Coding region: 1-1851 (616 amino acids)
Biological process (GO): magnesium ion homeostasis; magnesium ion transport
Cellular component (GO): plasma membrane
Molecular function (GO): magnesium ion transmembrane transporter activity; sodium ion transmembrane transporter activity
Source: RefSeq, a predicted model, not a curated record
AUGUUUUCUAUCAUCCUCAUCUGCUUCCUGCUGGUGCUGUCGGGGAUGUUCAGCGGUCUGAACCUGGGGCUGAUGGCGCUGGACCCCAUGGAGCUGCGCAUCGUCCAGAGCUGUGGAACCGACAAGGAGAAGAACGACGCGAGAAAGAUCGAACCCAUCCGGAGCAAAGGGAACUAUCUGCUGUGCUCUCUGCUGCUGGGGAACGUCCUGGUGAACACCACCCUCACCAUCCUCCUGGACGACCUCAUCGGCUCGGGUUUGGGCGCCGUGGUGGCCUCCACCAUUGGGAUCGUGAUCUUCGGUGAGAUCGUCCCGCAGGCGCUGUGCUCCCGCCACGGGCUGGCCGUGGGCGCCAACACCAUCAUGGUGACCAAGUUCUUCAUGUUCCUCACCUUCCCGGUGUCCUUCCCCGUCAGCAAGCUGCUGGACGUCCUGCUGGGCCAGGAGAUCGGCACCGUGUACAACCGGGAGAAGCUGGUGGAGAUGCUGAAGGUGACAGAACCCUACAACGACCUGGUCAAAGAGGAGAUGAACAUGAUCCAGGGCGCCCUGGAGCUCCGCACCAAAACCGUGGAGGACGUGAUGACGCCGCUGGGCAACUGCUUCAUGAUCCAAGCGGACGCCGUGCUGGACUUCAACACCAUGUCCGAGAUCAUGGAGAGCGGGUACACCAGGAUCCCGGUGUACGACGACGAGAGGUCCAACAUCGUGGACAUCCUCUACGUGAAGGACCUGGCCUUCGUGGACCCGGACGACUGCACCACCCUGAAGACCAUCACCAAGUUCUACAACCACCCGGUCCACUUUGUGUUCCACGACACGAGGCUGGACGCCAUGCUGGAGGAGUUCAAGAAAGGUAAAUCCCACCUGGCCAUCGUCCAGAAGGUGAACAACGAGGGGGAGGGAGAUCCUUUCUACGAGGUGCUGGGAUUGGUCACGUUAGAGGACGUCAUCGAGGAGAUCAUCAAAUCAGAGAUCCUGGACGAGUCUGACCUUUACACUGACAACAGAAACAGGAAAAAGGUUGACUCGAAUAAAAACAAGCCUGACUUCUCAGCCUUCAAGCCCGACGCGGACAGUAAAGUGAAGAUCUCUCCUCAGCUCAUGCUGGCGGCUCAUCGUUUCCUGGCUACAGAGUUUCGUUCUCCGUCACACGCGGGCAACCUCAACCGCUCGGCGUCCCUGAGCUGCACUGAGCGCGCUCCAGAAAGCAGCUCCGUCGGCGGGAGCGUCACUCAGAUCCCGGGCACCCCCUUCCAGUACAUACCUGACUUCUGCGUACGUGCUGUCACAGACCUCCAGUUCGUCAAGAUCACACGUGCUCAGUACCAGAACGGCCUCCUGGCGUCCAGGCUGGACAGCUCGCCGCAGUCCCCUGACGGCAGUCACACUCGCCUGGACACGUCUGUCUCUUUGCCCCCCGUGACGCCACCAGGGACCCGCAACCCACUGCCGCUGGCCACGCCUCCCGUGAGGCGCCAGCUGUCUAACACUCAGCCACCGCCGCCGCCGAGCAGCCGCACCUCUCUGCCCCCGACCUCCUCCGGCCGCAGACCGAGCCAAUCUCUGCCACAAGCCACCCCCCCUCCGAGCAACCACAACCCGCUCUCCCAAACCUCUCCGUCCUCCAUGAGUGCAGGCGCCUUUAACCCCCACCCACCUCAGACCGCCUCCUCUAAAUCCCAGCAGCCCCCGCCUUCUGCCAGCCCCGAGAACGGGCCGGGAGAGACCACCACUCUGCUCAGUGAGCAGCAGAACUGUGUGGGUCCACGCAAGCCCAGCCACACCCAGGGGCACCCCCACCCUCACGUUCACACCAUCAGUCACGCACACACUGAAAGCACCAUCUAACAGAAAGAGGGGGGGGGGGGAAACUACCUGUGCACUCACUCACAUAACACACACUCUCGCACUACUUCUUGUUCGUUGUCUCGUCCGAGGGAUCAACACAUUCGUGUAUUUUGUGAACGGAGAUCCUCCAUGAUCCCUUCCUGCAUGUCCCCCCUCCCCACACUGAGAGCGAUGGAGACUGCACAGAGGAAGAGGAGGGAGCACCAGAGGGUGUGAUUGUGGAUGUAGACGGGGUUGUGUGUGUGUGUGUGUGUGUGUGUGUGCUCUUAUAGGAUCAGUUCAUUCACAUUACAUUCACCUCGAGUGGUGUCUCGCCUUGCAGAUGGUUUUAGUUUUACAGGUUUGGAGAUUUCUGCCUUCUGCUCAGAGAUUAAUUCCUUAAAGCAGCAGAAACAACUUUCUGUCUGUGAAACAGGUUGCAGAGGAACUACUUUAUACCAUAACAGUGCAGCCUGUGGAUUAUCCAGGUCAACUGGGACCCUGUGGGUAACUUAAACAGUAGUUGUGGGUUUACGACCUGUAAAUAAAGUUCACAUCAACUUUCAGCUUAAUUGGGAAAAGCUUGACUCUAACAAAUACAGAAGUGCCUGAAAAUGAAUCAAACAUCAGCCAAAGACCGUAAAAUAAAUCCAAAGUGAAAGGAUGGUGUGUUAUACUGUCAGUGACUAACUCUACAACCAUACAGUCAUCGUCACAGUACGACCACUCGCUAACUGAUUACAAUAAUCUUUGGCUUUUCUACCAUCCAUUUAAUAUGACAGCUGAUGCUAACAUUAGCUAGGCCCUGUCCUUUGAUUAAUGUUUAACUAGCACAGCAGUGUGACUCCACAGGUGUUCAAAUAACGUAAAAGAACAGUAACAUCUAGUGGGAAUCAGCGCUGAUGUUACCAAGGUAGGCUAGUUAGCUUUAACUUGAUGCUACAGUACACAACCAACUUGUGCUUGUUUAAAAAAAGGGAAAUAAAAUCUUGUAUUAAAGCUUGUUGGCUAACUACAGGACUUAGUGAUAUUUUAAAUGUUCUGAGCACAUAAAACUGAAGCUAUCUGCAAGGUGUUUUUAUUUAUUUCUGUAAUUAAUGUGAACUAACCCUUUAAGUCAUCACCGGUGAGACAUUAACAGAUCAGUGCUGUGUCCCCGUCAACCCUCUUACACAGGCUGCUGUUCAGACUUUAUUUACUUUGCCUCUCAAUUUCCAUUUAUUUUUCCCAAAGAAUGAAACUUCCCAAAAAACUAGUUUAACAAGUCAAGGUUUUUAUUUUAAUGUGAUUUUAGUCGGUUUGUUUGUGUUUUUUUGGAGUUGGAGCUUUUAUUAAGGCAGAGUGGUGACAGAUUAAUGAAUUAAUUAGUUUAAUUACCAGCAAAUGGACCAGAGUCACUGUACUGAGUGAAAGUUAAACAACCAUACCGGUGAUUUUCUUUGCCCAUUUAAUACAAAUCGUGGAUAUUUUAGACUAUUUUUGCAAAAAACAUGCAGCAGUAGAAAAUAAAUCAAAAUUCUUGCAUGUGAUGGAAAAUAAUAAGCAUUAAUAUGAACAAUUUGUAUUUAAUAAGCUAAAAUAAAAACACCGGAAUGGUCCUAUAAGUCAAUGUUAGUAGUUAAGGUGGGUGUCUUCCUGGCCGACCUCCUGACCAAGGCAAUAUGUUUUAAUUUAAUUUC